AUGCACCUCCAUGGGCGGCUCGGCUGCGAGCACGCGUACCCCGACGAGCUAAAGGACCUCACGCCGCUCGAGGAGAAGCUCAUCUCGCUCAACUCGUGCUACGGCUUCGUGACGAAGUAUAGCAUCCCCGGCGGCCAGAGGCAGAGCGUGAGGUACCCGAGGCACGUCAAGGGCCAUAUCACGGUGUUCCCGAACGACGUGCAGGGCCUGGCUGCCAAGGUGCUCCCGCACCCGCUGGUCCGGGUCAUGGACGAGAUCCACGUCUCGUGGCAGGGCGCUGAGAGGCCCGGGCCGCGGGACCUAUCAGGCCUGCUGUCGGUAAGGCGGUCGGCGGUCGAGAGGGCGCUGGCCUGGCUCAAGGAGAACAACCCGCUCUACGGCGAGGUCGAGAUCGACGCGGCGGAGAUAGCCAGCUGGGGGGCGCCGCCGCACGGGGUGCCGCCGGUGGUGUGCGAGCGGCUGGAGCGAAACGAGCCGUCGGCGCGGGAGAGGACGCAGACGGCGCAGGUGGUGCCGCCGUCGGAGCGGGCCAUGGACGACGGAGGCGCGGCCGAGAUCGAGGAGGUCCUCGCGAUGCUAAGGCAGGGCCAGGACCCCGCCGAGGGGAGCCGCGACGUCGGGCUCACGUGCGAGGACGACGACAGGGACGGCGCUAGGCCCGAAGAGGACGGGGACGUAAUCAAUGAGGUAACGUCUUCCGGCAUGUUCCCGUUAGAUGGGGCGCCAGAUGUGGCCGACGCCGAGAAGAUUCGCUUCGCCCGCGACGCGGUCGGGCCCGAGGAGCGCGCGCCAGCCCGAGGACGCGGGCCGAGGCUCGCCGACGAGGACGCCGCGGGAGAGCGCGGGCCCAGCGUCGGGAACCAGGGCGCCCAGGCGGAGCGGGUUGCAGAGGGCCUUAUGUCGACGCGGAACAUGAAGCUCCAGGCAUGGGCCGACGUCGUGCUGCGGCGUCACGGCGGCCGGUUCGCGACGCACCCUAUCUUCGCCUUCCUUGUCUUUAACAUGGGCGUGCGGUCUAAGAACCGCCAGGCCAGCAUGCUAGGCGUAGCGAGGAAGAACUUCGCAAGGGUCGAGGGCCUACUAAAGUCGUUAACGGCGCAGAGGCUCGAGGCGGCCAGGCCGAGCUCGAGGCCACAGGUACGGGUGCCGGCUAUCUGGUUCACGCUGAACCCGAACGACAUUACGAACCUAGUAAAGUUACGGCUAGCGGCGCACCGCGGCCGCGACCCCGACGAGGCCGAGGCCUUCCUAAGUGACCUAGGGACCGCGUAUAAGCGGACGCGGCUGGCCAUAUCGGACCCGAUGAGCUCGGCCGUCUUCUUCCACCGGGAGAUGACGCUCUUCUUCGAGCACUACGUCAACGUCGGGGAGGAGUCGGUGUUCGGCCACGUCGGCGCAUACUACGGGGCGGUAGAGACCAACGAGCGAGGCGCCCUCCACAUCCACGGGCUCCUCUGGCUAAGGGGCAACGCGGGCAUUGGCGACGCGCUCGCCGGCCCGGACGCGGAGGAGCAGGCGGCGUACCGGGAGCGCAUCGUCCGCUACGUAGAUAGCGUCUUCUCUGAGGAGCUAGACGCAGAAGGUUACUGUGCCAUGCAGGCAGAGCGGUCGGCCACGGCGGACAUAUCGUCGCGGCUCGACGACGUCGCGCGCUUCACGGACACCUUCGACGAGGAGGCCAACUUCUGCGCGGGCGCGACGCAGAUCCAUACGCAUAGCGCGACCUGCGUAAAAUACUCGCCCGGCGGCAGGGCGAUGGCAGUGGGGCUACGACACAACCACGACAUCUCGUUCAUCGCGACGCAGCGCAAGACCAUGGCCCUAAUCUACUAUAUUACUAACUAUGCGACGAAGGUAGAGGACCCGGUGUGGAAGCGUGUGGCCGCCGCGGCCGAGUUCCUUCCUGUGCUAGAGCCGACGGGAGAGGGCAACAGAAGUGGCGCCGACCGCGACGCCGGCCGGGAGGGCGGGGCCGAAGGCGGCUCAGCGUGGGCGUAUAUAAACGCAAACCAGCUCUACUGGGCCGUCUUCCGCCGGUGGCGGCACCUCCGACGGGCGAGCGGCGCCGAGGCGACGGGCGACGCGCCGGACGAGACGGCGCUUAGGCGGCCGGGUUGCGGGGCGACUGUAUGCGUCGACGGAUACCUCAGCAAGGAGUUCAGCGAGGAAGACGACGAGUCGUGCCACCGGAGGGCGGCGGUGCAGCACCUGGCCCUAUUCGUGCCGUGGAACAACGUGCAGCUCCUCCGGCGGUCGGCGGAGGACGCGAAGCGCGACGCCAAGCAGUGGGCCGCCACGGCCGAGGAGGGCGAGCUGCUAGCGAUGACGCAGCAGCUCUGCCGGUUCCAGCAGUCGGCGCUCGGGUCGGCGGCCGAGCUCGCGGCGACGGUGGUGGCGGACGAGAGGGCAGGCAGGCGGGUGAACCUACCGGGCUCGGCGCUGUCGGGGCGGCACUGCCGCGGCAAGAAGAGAUGCGGGCCAUCAAGUCGCAGCAGAGGAGCGCGGCGCGGGGCGGAGCGGGCGAUCCAGGGCAUCCAGGGCGGCGGGGCGGCGGCGGGCGUCGGGGCCGACCGCGGCGCGGCCCUUCGCGGGGUGAUGGGGGGCUUCGGCGAGGACGACAUCGACGUAACGGCGGCCGACGGCGACGCAGACGCAGGCACGGCGGCGGGGAUGCGCGAGCUGGCGGGCCAGCUCACGCUCAACGAGAAGCAGGCCAUCGCCCUCCUAAUCGUGUGCCGGCAACUCGACCGAAUCCGGCAGGGCGACGACGCAGGCGGCGACGGUGGUGGCCAGCUCUGCCUAUUCAUCGGCGGCGAGGGCGGCACCGGCAAGUCGCGCGUCAUCGAGGCGCUCGUCGAGCUGCUCGCCCGGAGGGACCUAUCGAGCCGGGUACUGGUUACGGCGACGUCGGGGACGGCGGCAGCGCGGAUCAACGGCAUCACGCUGCACUCGGCCUGCGGCCUUACGGUCGGCCAGGGCGGCCGGGCGGGAGGGGCGACGAGGGACAUUGACGGCGUACGGCUGGCGGGCCAGGGCGAGCGCUUCGUCGACGGCCGGUCGCGGAUGGACUGGCAGGAGAAGGAGGUGCUGGUGAUCGACGAGGUCAGCAUGCUCGGGGCGCGGACGCUGCACGCCGCCAACGAGCAGCUCUGCCGGCUGCGGGGGUCGGCGCGGGACUUCGGCGGCAUCCCGGUAGUGAUCCUCUGCGGCGACUUCCACCAGUUCCGGCCGGUGCAGGAACGGUCGAUCCUGCUGCCGAGCGCGGCGGUGGCGUGGGACGAGGACGGGGCGUUCGCGGCCGAGCAGCGGCGGCAGCACGACAAGGCGCACGCGCUGUGGCGGCGCUUCACGACGGUCGUCAUGCUGGACGAGCAGAUGCGGGCCGCCGGCGACCCGGAGCUGCGGCGGCUGCUCGGGCGGAUCCGCCGGGGCGAGCAGGACCGGUCGGACCUAGAGCUGCUCAACUCGAGAUGCUACCGGCCGGGCAGGCGGAUCCCGUGGGAGACGGGCCUGACGGUGGUGACGCCGCUCAACCGGAACCGCUGGAACCUCAACCUAGAGGCGGCGCUCGCGUUCCGGAGAGGCGGCGGACGGCGGCGCGCGUCUUCCUCCGAGCAUAAGUGGAGGGACGGCGUGCCGACGGAAGAGGAGGCGGUGCUAAUGCUAGGCCAGGGCGACGACAGCGCGACCCCGGUGCCGGCCGUCUUCCUCUUCGUGCCAGGCAUGCCGGUCGUCGUGAACCAGAACACGCACCAGGGGCUGAAGCUUGUGAACGGGGCCGGGUACACGGCGGUGGACGUCAUCCCCGACCGCGCCUUCCCCGGCCACCGCGUCUCGGCGGAGCUCAUCAUGCACUUCGGGCCGCCGGCGGGCAUCGUGCUGGCCUCGGAGACGACCAGGACUUCCACUUCGUCGGGAUGCCUGCCGGGACGAUCCUGCUAA
This is a messenger RNA of Hirsutella rhossiliensis, 3942 nucleotides long. RefSeq names its product PIF1-like helicase domain-containing protein. The record is from RefSeq and is a predicted model, not a curated record. The transcript is spliced from 10 exons. Lineage: Eukaryota; Fungi; Ascomycota; Sordariomycetes; Hypocreales; Ophiocordycipitaceae. Gene Ontology annotation, biological process: DNA repair; telomere maintenance. Gene Ontology annotation, molecular function: DNA helicase activity. The coding region runs from base 1 to 3942 and encodes 1313 amino acids.